CAAGGCUACACGAUAAGCGACGAAACUCCUAAGGAAGAAAGAAGACAAACGGAGACAACCUCCGAACCUCCUGCACUCUACCUAAAGGCAAAGAACGGAAUUACAACCAGAUACGGAAAACAAGAAGGAUCAACAGGAGACCGAGGAGAAGACCGCCGGAUCAAAGCCCCAUCCUCUCUGAAGCCGCUUGUUCCUCGGAGCAGGAUCGACAUUCUUGAAGAUCACCAUAGCUUGUCUGAGUGGGCCAUGAGUCGGAUCAUGGAAGCUGGUCCACCAAAUAACAGAACAUAUGCAGAGAUCAGAGAAGGGCAAGUAGACUGAGAAAGCAGCCACUUAUCAAUGCAACCAACAUGGAAUCUGUGGCUGCAUUUGGGGAGCACCCUCGUGUUCUCUCCCGGCGAGAAAUCCAUGAGGCAAAUGGCGCAGGCUAAGGGCGGCGAACACGAUGGCGACGGGCCUGAGUUUGCAUAAGUCGAGGUCGGUAGAGCUUCCGCAUCUUUCUUCUUAAGACCCGGGACUGACCGGCGAGACGCCUCCACCCAAUGGACGGGCUCGUGGACCAAACGCUGGGCGCACUGGACGACACAUUGUAGCAUAGAGUUAAGACCUAGGGCGCAUAACAGGGCGCACAGCAUGGCGGCGAUUAUCACCAUGACGUUGAGGUUGAUCGCCUCCUCAUUGAACUGUCCGUUCCGGGACGGGG
Messenger RNA from Eucalyptus grandis, 703 nucleotides. RefSeq lists its product as uncharacterized. Bases 340 to 471 code for a protein of 43 amino acids. Lineage: Eukaryota; Viridiplantae; Streptophyta; Magnoliopsida; Myrtales; Myrtaceae. The transcript is spliced from 3 exons. The record is from RefSeq and is a predicted model, not a curated record.